CAUUACCCUUAGACCACUUAUUUUUCCAUUAACUGUUCUGAUUCUACACUGUGCAUCUUAAAGCAGAUAGUAGCAGUUUUUUUGUUCUUCUUUUUUCAUUGGAAAGAAAGUGCAUGUGCUUGGUAUGAAAAAUUCUGAGGUGAAAGGGAGCCAAUUUAAUCGCAUGUAUAAACGAAGGCAGAUGAGAAACGGUAGGGUAAUAUACAUACUUCUAUGGUUCUAGGAGAAAAAGAGUUUUUAAAAGAAUGUGCAGUUUUAUUACCACAUGAAGUAUCAGCAGAAUGGGCUUUGUUAUCAGGCUUUUCUUUCUUGCACAAGUGGUAUCACUUUGUGUGGUUGUAGUUUGCAACUUCAGUGUGCAUGUGUGUGGGUGGGAGCAGGGCACCACCCCCAAGACCUAAACUAGCCAGGCUCUUAAUCCUUUCCAAUUCUUAAAGGAGUUAAAACAGGUUUUCUUCUAAAUGUGUAAUUAAUAAUAGCACAAUUGUGUAAGGCAAAAGUCAGGAUUUUCUCCCCUUGCUUUUCUAGAGAGUGUCCCUCCAAGUCAGAGGGCAGAGAUGUUUCCAAACCAACCUCAUCUUGCUAUUGAGGACCAGAAAUCACAGAGAACACUGGACAUUGGUUAGGGUUUGAGUGGCCAGCUCACUCACCUUUGGAGACUUCUCCCCAGGCCGUUGUUCCAUCCUCUACCCGGGGAGGAAUAGGUGGGUGUGUAUAUGGCAGAAGUUGGCGAACACUGAGUUUCGGGGUUUGGAUCACAUGAAUUCUUGCUUGAGGGAGAGAGCUUGCUUUGGGGGCACAGACACUGUAGUAGUGUCCUGUGGCUCUGUGACAAAAUGCCAAAUGUGGUGGCUUAAAAUAACAUGUUUUUAUUCUUUUAUAGUUCUGGAGGUCGUUGGAAACCUGAAAUCUGUUUUAGGUGCCGAAAUCGCAUCGUCAGCAGAGAACGAUCCCUUUGGGUGCCCACGGGAGAAUCCAUUCUCUUGCCUUCCCCAGUUUCUAGAACUGCAUUCCUUGCAGCCCUGUGCUCAAGGUUCUUCUCCAUCUUCAAAGUCGAGACAGAUGGGACCGUGUUCAGAAUUCUCACCAAAGCCACAGGACAUUCAGAUGUGGAUAUACCCAUAGAACUAGUGUUCCAUUUACCGGUCAAUUACCCUUCCUGUCUACCUGGCCUCUCUAUUCAUUCUGAACACCUGACCAGGGCCCAGUGUGUGGCUGUGAAAGAGAAGUUACUUGAGCAAGCACAGAACCUUUUGUCGGAACCUAUGGUUCAUGAGCUGGUUCUCUGGCUCCAGCAGAAUCUCAGACACCUCCUCGAUCAACCAGAAACUCGAAAUGGCAGUGAAAAGUGUGCUUUGGCAACCAACAUGACUGAGGAUGAUGGAUUGUGGAUAACUCUUUUGCAUUUAGAUCACAUGAGAGCGAAGACUAAAUAUGUCAGAACUGUGGAGAGGUGGGCUUCCGAUUUAAAGCUGACAGGAAGACUGAUGUUCAUGGGUAAAAUAAUACUGAUUUUACUGCAAGGAGACAGAAACAGCAUCAAGGAGUACCUGAUUCUUCAGAAAACCUCCAAAGUAGAUGUGGACUCAAGUGGAAAGAAAUGCAAAGAGAAAAUGAUUAGUGUACUGUUUGAAACAAAAGUACAGACAGAACACAAAAGGUUUUUGGCAUUUGAAGUCAAAGAGUAUUCAUCGUUGGAUGAGUUACAAAAGGAAUUUGAAACUGCAGGACUUAAGAAGCUUUUCACCGAAUUUGUAUUUGGACUGGUAAAAUGAAAUGGAAGACAAGAAUCUUUGCAUAAAAUAGCGGUGUUUUUGUUGUUGUUUUGCAUUGGGUUUUGGGAGUGGCUAAUUGCAAUACUCAAAAGGGAACAAUUUUAAAGUUUCUUUAAAGCAAAAUGAUAGACAUUAUUCUAACUUCAGGAACAAAAGCCAAUUCUGUUUAUGGAAUGUAAAUAGUAAAAAAUGCCUGUGUAUUCUAAUUUUUGCCAAUAAAGGCUCGGUUUAAGAGAUGGAACAUUAUUUGAAUGGUGCAUAUAAAAAGGCGGUUGCAAGUGAACCCUUGUGUUUGUAUAGAGGAUUUGUUUGGAAUGGUGCAAUUUUCUGACUAAUUUUCUUAUAAUUAAAUGAUUUUU
Messenger RNA from Talpa occidentalis (Iberian mole), 2134 nucleotides. It is a transcript of the gene RWDD3, whose product is annotated as RWD domain containing 3. The transcript is spliced from 4 exons. The record is from RefSeq and is a predicted model, not a curated record. The coding region runs from base 864 to 1775 and encodes 303 amino acids. Gene Ontology annotation, molecular function: protein binding. Gene Ontology annotation, biological process: positive regulation of protein sumoylation; positive regulation of hypoxia-inducible factor-1alpha signaling pathway. Lineage: Eukaryota; Metazoa; Chordata; Mammalia; Eulipotyphla; Talpidae.